Messenger RNA from Schistosoma spindalis, 1059 nucleotides. The record is from the annotation of a GenBank genome assembly. NCBI's taxonomy places the organism in Eukaryota, Metazoa, Platyhelminthes, Trematoda, Strigeidida, Schistosomatidae.
AUGGAACAUACUCAUCAUAAUAAUAUUCAUCAACAUCAUGAGAAUAUCAAUUCUUUGUCCUCAAGUCAUAUAGCUAAUGGAAAUGAUGGUUUAUUUCUUAGUUAUACCUAUUUAGGUAUAGUUCUAUUAGGUUUAGGUCUAUGGUGGUGGAUUCAAGCAUUAAAACAACAUUAUUCUUUUAUAAAACAACAACAACAACAUCAUCAUCAUCAUCAUAAUCGUAAUGAUGAACCAUAUCCUACAACAUUAUCAUCCAAUAGAUCAUGGUGCUGUAAAGAUUAUUUAGGUGAAGGUUUAUGUAAAGUAAUUUGUUGUAUCAUUGGUAUCAGUGUUGAAUGGAUCACAUUGAAAUUAGGUCGUCAUUAUGAAUAUGCACAAUUUCCAUUUUAUACAGCAAUGUUAAUAGUUGGUUUAUUGGAUAUAUUCAUGUCUACAUUAAUUGCACUACCGAAAGGAUUUCAUUCUAUGAUGCAUGCAUUACCAUUCUUUAUACAAAUGUAUUGUUUACGUGCUCAAUCAUAUCAACAACCACAUAUUACAGAAACAUGUUGUUUAUUGAUUAGUUAUUGGGGAUUUAUUGUUGCUUUGUCCAUUAUACAUGAAAUGAUGAUGAUGAUGUCGACGACGACGACGACGACGACGAUGUCUACAAUGAAGGGGUUGGGGAUGUCGAUGGGGGUGAACAAUUCCUUAUUAUGGACAUGGAUCAAAUGUUUCAGUGUAAUGAUACAUGGAUCAUGGAUAUGUCAAAGUGGAUUUUUAUUAAAUUCUCCAUUCAAUCCAGCAUGGAAUGAAAGUGAUCAUGAUAAAGUGAUGUUAACUGUUGUUAUAUUUGUAUGGCAUAUGUUUAUUGUUAUGAUUGGACAAUUAUUCUUAUUAAUUAUAAUGGCUAAAUGUUAUGGUGUUUCAUCAGAUUGGACUGAGGUGAUGAAUUCCUCGACAUCGAGAAACACAUCAUCAUAUAAACAUGAUAGACACUCAUUGAAUAAAUCGAAUCCUAUCAAUCAAUAUGAUAAUAUUGAAUAUACCAAGCUACUGAAUACAGAUUAUAUUGAAUAG